ACCAACGGGGGCGGAAAUGUCCAACUUGCGACUAAAGUUAGCUUCUUUUAGCAUUUCUUCCUAACCUGUGUAGCAUCGAAUCGACCGACCACAUGAGGACAACAGCUUGAUUUAUUGUCUGUGUUACUUUUUGUUAAGCCACACGUGGAUACGGUGUCAUUCCAGCUGGUUUUUCCAGCUGUAAACGCUGCGCUUCAGCUGCUACCUGGUUAGCCUGCCAUGCUAACUGGCUGUGAGGAUCCUCAACAACAAAAACAACAAAAACACUCCUGCUGGGAUCACUGAGAGCUUUCUGAGAGCUUAAAACGGCCAGGAGAGGACAAACAAGAAGGAGCAGUGCAGCAUGGAUAUUCAGUAUGAGGACCCCGCAUUAUCAGGGAGCUACAGCGGCGAGGGGUCGUUUCCCAAAAGUUUUGUGUACGGAGUGGAGGGGAUGGAGGGGAGCUCCUCAUCAGCUGACAGACCCAGGAUCCUGCUGAUGGGACUCAGACGGAGUGGAAAGUCCUCCAUCCAGAAGGUUGUUUUCCACAAGAUGUCCCCCAACGAGACGUUAUUCCUCGAGAGCACCAACAAAAUCUACAAGGACGACAUCUCCGCCAGCUCCUUUGUCAACUUCCAGAUCUGGGACUUCCCUGGCCAGGUGGACUUCUUCGACCCCACAUUCGACAGCGAGAUGAUCUUCAAGGGAACUGGAGCUUUGAUCUUCGUCAUCGACGCUCAGGACGACUACAUGGAGGCUCUUGGUCGGCUGCACCUGACGGUCAGCAGAGCCUACAAGGUGAACCCAGACAUCAACUUUGAGGUGUUCAUCCAUAAAGUGGACGGUCUGUCGGACGACCACAAGAUAGAAACCCAGAGAGACGUCCACCAGAGGGCCAACGAUGACCUGGCUGAUGCCAGUCUGGAGAAGGUUCAUCUCAGCUUCUACCUGACCAGUAUCUACGAUCACUCCAUAUUCGAGGCCUUCAGUAAAGUCGUCCAGAAGCUCAUCCCUCAGCUGCCGACUCUGGAGAACCUUCUAAACAUUUUCAUAUCUCACUCCGGGAUAGAGAAGGCCUUCCUGUUCGACGUGGUCAGUAAGAUCUACAUCGCCACCGACAGCUCUCCCGUCGACAUGCAGUCCUACGAGCUCUGCUGCGACAUGAUCGACGUGGUCAUCGACGUCUCCUGCAUUUACGGGCUGAUGGACGAUGGCAGCGGCUGCGCCUACGAUAGAGAGUCUUCAGCCAUCAUCAAACUCAACAACACCACGGUGCUUUAUCUGAAGGAGGUCACAAAGUUCCUCGCUCUGGUCUGCAUCCUCAGAGAGGAGAGCUUCGAGAGGAAAGGUUUGAUAGAGUACAACUUCCACUGUUUCCGUAAAGCCAUCCACGAGGUGUUUGAAGUCGGCGGCUCGACCGACGGCGCCGCCUGCAGGCCGGUGAGUUUAUCCAGCAGCAGAGAGACGGGAAGGAAGUACGGCGCUGUGAACGGCAGCGUUGUCUGAAGGUGAACUCUGACUCUGGUUUACCUGCAGCGACGUCACAAUAAAAGCAGCAGCAGAUCUAACAAACAUCACCUGAAUCUCAUCCGGCUGCUUCUGUCGGUGUCAAACAUACUGAAGCGAACGCAUCAUGGAUGUUUUUCUCUCUGCACCUUUACUGACACGAACAGAAACUGUGUCGGACAUGUUUACUAGUGGCCAGUUACCUCCUGGAACGUCCACAUGUUGUUGAAGCGAGCAUCUCCAACAACAACUGUAGUGUUUCUGCUCAUCUUCCGGUGAAAUAUGAGGUUUGAUCAGAAGGUUUGAGGCUGAGCAACAUGAGGCAGCGCUGGUCUGACUGACUGAAUGCUGCAGUUGAUGCUCCUUUCAGGGGUUUUCUCCUUUUCUUUCUCUUUCUGUGUGCUGAGAACUUCUUAGCUUCAGGAAACGACAACAACAGCUGUUCUACAGAGGAUUUAGACCAUGCAGCUGAGCAGUUUUUUCCAUUAAAGCCUUCAAACUGUCACUGUUUAGAGGAAACACUUCGCUUAGCUCUGCCCACAACGACUUGAUUGGUUCAAAGAAAUAUAAACAGUAUAUGACAGAACGAUGAUGAAGUGAAGUCACGUUGAACUGUGAUAUUUGUAAAAAUAAUAAGUGAAGCACCAUCUAGGAAGAACGCUGAAUCUCAUAAACUGUCCAAAUGGAGAGUUUUCAUCUUUCAUUUCAUUUUAGGGAAGAGAAUGAAGUCACAGGGAGUCUAAUCUGGUGACUUGGGUCGAUGGAAGCGACAAUUUUUUGACAUUGUGGCCAAAAAACUUGUGUGAAAUCAUGUUUUAUGGAGACAUUACAGCAAAACUCUGCUUUAAAAGUCUGAUUCUGGGGGAUUAAUUCAGAAAGACGUCACAGGGAGGCUAAUCUGGCGAGUAGAGUGGGUGGAAAGGAUGAAUUUUUAAUAUUGUGACCAAAAAACUUGUGGAAAAUCGCGAUUCUGUGACCAAGAACACAGCAGAUGAGACAUAUCAGGACGUUACAGCAAAACUCUGCUCUGAAAGUCCAAUUCUUGGGGAUGAAUUGUUCCUCCUCGACUACAUGAGUGCCGUAGAAAACAGCGAAUUUGCUGCUUCUUGUCCAGUUUUGGAAGCUGCAGUUUGUUCUCCUGAUGGUAGCUGCAGACCCUCCUCUGGUCACCAUCAUCAUCCUCCACACACGGCCCAAAUGACGACUCUUCAAGUUGAAUUUCACUUUAGGGAAGAGAAAAAAGUCACAGGGACACAAAUCUGGUGAGUAGAGUGGAUGGAAGGGAUGAUUUCUUGUCGUGGCCAAAAAACUUGUGUGAAAUCAUGUUUUAUUGAGACGUUACAGUAAAACUCUGCUUUGAAAAUCCGAUUCUGCUGUUUGUUCUCCUGAUGGUAGCUGCAGAUCCUCCUCUGGUCGCCAUCUUCAUCCUCCAGCUGACUGAUGUUUUCCUUGCUCCAGUUUAAAUUCCAUGCAGAAAUCUCACAUGUCCACCCAUCAGAAGUCACCAGAAGCUCCAGAUCUCAGCUCCUGAUGCAGUUUAAUGACGGUUCUGCUCCCCAUGAUGCUCUCAGUGGUUCAGAAACAGAAAGCCUCCAGUGUUUGAUGCUCUCUGGGUUCUGUUGAUGAGCAGACCGUCGGCCGGUUCUGUUCAGGAUCUUCUGGGACCAGAUCGCUGCCAGUUCCACCAUUAGAGAGAUAAAUAACGAGGCCUUUAGCUGCCAGACGACCACAUUUCCUCCAGAUUGUGUUUCUGCAGCGCAGAGUCGAGUGGAUAAUAAGCCUCCAGAACCGGGACGAUUUGUUUUUCUUAUCGUAAAUCUUUAAUAAAAUUAUGUUUCGUA
This is a messenger RNA of Amphiprion ocellaris (clown anemonefish), 3327 nucleotides long. RefSeq names its product Ras-related GTP binding Cb (gene rragcb). Gene Ontology annotation, biological process: regulation of autophagy; cellular response to amino acid stimulus; positive regulation of TOR signaling. The transcript has 8 exons. The record is from RefSeq and is a predicted model, not a curated record. NCBI's taxonomy places the organism in Eukaryota, Metazoa, Chordata, Actinopteri, Pomacentridae. Gene Ontology annotation, cellular component: Gtr1-Gtr2 GTPase complex; lysosome; nucleus. Bases 344 to 1486 code for a protein of 380 amino acids. Gene Ontology annotation, molecular function: GTP binding; GTPase activity.